Molecule: messenger RNA, 2346 nt
Organism: Brugia malayi
Lineage: Eukaryota; Metazoa; Nematoda; Chromadorea; Rhabditida; Onchocercidae
Exons: 16
Coding region: 1-2346 (781 amino acids)
Biological process (GO): intracellular signal transduction
Source: RefSeq, a predicted model, not a curated record
AUGACCUGCCACGUACAGCUCCGAGGGUUUCGCGUAUCAGCUGACCAUACUGCUGUUCCAGAUACAACGAUGAAAAACUCCAAUGAAGGCGAUUCUUUAUUUGAAGGACGUUUCAGAGCAACACGUGUGUGGAAUGGUAUGAUAAAGCGCUUUCGAAGUGGAAUGCCUGUAAAACGACAUCGACGUCAACUGCGCAUCUACGACGAUUGUUUCACAGGUCGCGAGGCUGUAGACUUUAUGAUGAACGAGCUACCAAAAUUUAUUCAUGACGGUCGAGAAAUAACCAGAUCCAAUUGUUCAAAACUUUUGGGUAUGUACUUAAGUAUGGGAUUGUUUUGUACUGUGCGUGGGAAAUGGGAUGAUAGCGAAGUAUUUAAAGAAAGCGAAUUGUACCGAUUUUCAAGCGUCUCUCCCGAACUGCUGGCUGCAACACCAAUUUUAGUCCGCCGCGCCGCUUCAUUCAAUGAAAGAUGUAGUUUCAAACAAAAUCGGCUUAGGGAUAGAGAUUUUGGAUUUACUGCUCUACAAAGAGCCCAUAACAUUGGCUGGAAAAAUAGAAACAAUAAUUCGAUAGUACCAGCGCGAGUGCCUAUCCUUGCAAAUUUGAACGAUGAAUUAUCCAAAAGGUCAACCAGUAGAGUUAUUCUGGAAGGGACCGUUUCGCAAGAGAAAAUAAAUGAAGUAACGAUGGAAAAUAUUGAAGUUAGAGCAGGGACAUCAAAUCAGAUUAAUAUACUAGACGAGAUGAUCGCUAAGUUAACCGAAGUCAACAGUAAUUCAGCCGAAUCUUCAGGAAUGCAAAAGCUUCGAAAUUUCGGGAAAAUUAUUCAGGCUCGGACUCCGGAGAGUUGCCCGCCUUCUGGAUCUCCAGGAGCGGUUGUUAAUGAGGAACAUAGUGGUGCCCAUCUGUUCCUUGAUACCAGCGAAAUCUAUAAGAAUGUUCUACUAAAUCGGUUGAGAUCACUGCUGCAGGUAGAUUCAUUAAAUGGGAUUCUCGAUUAUGAUUUUAACGGUGGAGAUAUUAGAUGGAAUUGCGAACGGGUCGGAACGAAAGGAAUAGUUCGUGUUCAACCUGAGAAUGAUUAUCUAACAAAUUAUGUUAUUACAAUGAUGCGUUAUCUGUCGCGAUGGCCAUUCGAUACAAAGUUUGCGGAAUCUACGCAUGUACCAUACGAAGGAUUCGAAUUAAAUGUUUUCAAAAGUGUUUGUGAACAGUUUGAUAACGAUUGUCCAAUGCUUCCAAAUCUUGUUGCAUUGUCGAUUCUACAUAUCAUACAAUUGUUUCGUCAGAAAAGUUUUCAACAGCGAAACUCAGCAGAACUGCGUAAGGAAACAGUUUUUUGCGCUGACAGUUCACCAUUUACACGUUACGUGCAGAAGACGGUUAAUUCUCAGAAUCAAAGUAAACUAGAUGGAAAAGAUGAAAGUUCUAAUUUGCGUACAACAGUAUCGCCUAGCAAAGGAUUUACUGGUGAAGAACAUACUAUGUCACCACCAAAUACUAUGCGCUCUUCCGUAUCUACGUUGUCAGCAGACAGUGAAACUUUUUCAUAUAAAAUGGCCUAUGAAGCAAUUUUAACUCGGCUUCCGGGUCUGCAGCGAAGUCCUGAGCUUAUGCAGCGUAUUGAAGAACUGGCCAAAACAAACACUUUUGUGCCACGCUCAAGCACUCCUCGUAUAGAAUUUUGUGUACUGCUCGCUGGGGUCGAUAGUGAAAAUGAGAGAUUGCUGAAAGAAGCGGUAUCACUAGUCAUGCUAACCUUGGAGCCACGUGUUCGUCGCCGACUACACUACUUGUUGCGCUUUAUGCAACGUGUCAGCCGAAAUUAUUGUUUACGAAUGGAUAAACGUCGUGAUAACCGUUCAAUUGUUCUUGAAAGUUUGCCGAACAAGAUAGUACGUGCAUCUCAAGCUAUAAACGCGUCAGAAUGCCAUCAAUUGGUCAUAUUUUUAAUGGAUAAUGAAUGUGAUACGUUUUCCAUCCCGGAAGCAUUUAUUUCAGAAGUCAAACAUCAGCUGUCGUUACCACAUGAGGUUGUCUUAAAGAAAUCGCCAACUGUUCAACAGCCUAUCACUGAUGAAUCAUCAGGUACCGAACGUUUGAAGGAACACUUCUGCGAACCAAUCAAAAUAGAAGAAUACGAAUCACAAAAGAAGGAUGUUGAUAGUUAUUUACUCUCUCUCUUGGAUGGCAUAUUGAGCGAUGAAAAUCUUUCAGUUGCAGAUCGGAAGCAGCGACUUAAAAAGUUCAAAAAGACUUAUCCAGAGAUUUACGCACAGAAAUACCCGUCUCCUGAAUUGCCGAAAACUCGAUUCAUCGAUCGAAUUAGAAAUUUUCACUUCUAA